Messenger RNA from Paramecium primaurelia, 165 nucleotides. The record is from the annotation of a GenBank genome assembly. Lineage: Eukaryota; Ciliophora; Oligohymenophorea; Peniculida; Parameciidae.
AUGAAAGACCAUUGCAACAAAGCAUAAAAAAUUACUAAUAGUUUGACAAACAAAAUUUUCAAGAGAAAAGUAGCUCCAUAAUUAAUAUCAUUCUCAGAUGCCUAGGAACUCAAAAGUUAUAAAAAAUAGCUUGCUCAAAGAAUAAUUUAGGAUUUUAAGAAUUGA